Molecule: messenger RNA, 3773 nt
Organism: Notolabrus celidotus (New Zealand spotty)
Lineage: Eukaryota; Metazoa; Chordata; Actinopteri; Labriformes; Labridae
Gene: orai2
Product: ORAI calcium release-activated calcium modulator 2
Exons: 3
Coding region: 354-1148 (264 amino acids)
Biological process (GO): store-operated calcium entry
Cellular component (GO): membrane
Molecular function (GO): store-operated calcium channel activity
Source: RefSeq, a predicted model, not a curated record
CAACACGCCCAACCGGAAGUCUUCACUUCACGUCUCUACUUCUCGUUCCCGGCGGCUCUGUGGUCUGUACGGGUGUGCAACGGCUCCAAACGGCCCCAGGAGAAGAGAUCCAGAUGUGCUGUGGACUUCCGCACCUGUGAGGAACACUGACACGGGUGAACAUGGCGGAGGAAGGUACGUGGACUGGCCCGACCUCCGGAUCUGAGCGCUGACAGCAGAAGAGGGAAGCUCAGCCUGAACACACAGUGCAGGAGGCAGCAGCAGGUCCACUUAUUGUCCUGGUACAGUCUGGGGAGGACACUUCACUGCAAUCUGUACCGAGAACACGAACAGCACUCCGGCACACAGGGGCCAUGAGCAGUGAGCUGAACGUGCCCAUGGGGUCCCCCGCACCCGGAGCCUCAGAGCAGGCUGCUGACGGCGGGAUGGACUACAGGGACUGGGUGCGGCGGAGCUACCUGGAGCUGGUCAGCUCCAACCACCACUCAGUGCAGGCCCUGUCCUGGAGGAAGCUCUACCUGAGCCGGGCCAAGCUGAAGGCCUCCAGCAGGACGUCUGCUCUGCUCUCCGGGUUUGCAAUGGUGGCCAUGGUGGAGGUGCAGCUGGAGAUGCAGUACAGCUACCCUCCUGUGCUCCUCAUCGCCUUCAGUGUGUGCACCACGGUGCUGGUGGCGGUGCACCUCUUCGCUCUGCUCAUCAGCACCUGCAUCCUCCCGAACGUAGAGGCCGUCAGCAACAUCCACAACCUCAACUCUGUAAGUGAGUCUCCACACGAGCGCAUGCACUACUACAUCGAGCUGGCGUGGGGCUUCUCCACAGCGCUGGGCAUCCUCCUGUUUUUAGCAGAGGUGGUCCUCCUCUGCUGGAUCAAGUUCCUGCCCGUGGACUCCCUUGAGGUUAAAAAGGGGAACAACUGCUGCUCCACAGCGACACUACCAACACCUGUGCCGCAGUACAGCGGCUGGCAGGCGGCGCUGGCCUCCACCAUCAUCAUGGUGCCCGUUGGGGUGAUUUUUGUGGUGUUCACCAUUCACUUCUAUCGCUCUCUGGUGCGCCACAAGACAGAGCGCCACCACCAGGAGAUCGAGGAACUGCAUAAGAUCAAGGUGCAGCUAGACGGCCACGAGAGAGGCCUCCAGACUGUGUGAGCACAGGACCGCAGCUUUAAGACUUCCCUUUGUAUCCCAUAUUUAUCCUCUCCUUCUCCGUCUGUUUCUCAAAGCCUCACUCUGACGAGGAGCCUCACAGCUCGUCAUCCUGCAGCUCAGACAGUCGACACGUGUCAGAGUGAUAAUUUAUUCUUAAGGUGUUACGUGUUUCUGGGGUUAGCUUGUCUGUGUUUUAGCUCUGUAUGAAGUCUGGGUCGAUGAUGAUGUCAAAAAAGAAGUUUACAGAAAAAGGGCUAAAACGUAGGGAUGCACCGAUCUGACUGCUCUCUGUCCUGGAUCUGGGGUCCCCCUUUCAUCUGUGAGGCGACAUAACCCUUUACUUUUUUUUACACAAAGCCUUUGGAGGUGUAAGGUGUUCACCCCUGAACCGUCUUCGUACGGCUAAGAACCUGUGAAAUACCUCACCAGAGGAGACAGAGUAAGCACAAGUCAUUCAAAAGAUUCAAUCUGAACAGAUCAAGUUAGGAUCUCUUUGACAUCAACACCAGUUCAGUUGUUCGAGUCUUUAUCAGACAGACGUAAAAACAAGGUCGGUGCAUCCCUCCUCAUAUGUUCUGUGUGCCAUUUUUUGUGCCAUGUCUCUGUUUUCACGGUCGGGUUUGGUAAGGAUAACCAGUUCUCUUUGGAUUUGGACAAACUCAAACAAAUCUCUUAUUGGAUCUUUUAUUUUUCCACAAGCCGCCAAGUUCACCUGAAGAAAUGGCAAACACAAUCAUUCUAAUACCAAAGUAACAUGACUAAGUGUUGCAUAAGCUGGACUCUCCACUCAACCAGAGACGGUUUGUCAGAGGAAGAAGAGAGCAUGGUGCCAAGUCCAUUAUGAGAAUCUCCAAAUGAAACUGCUCAUCCUGCUUCAGUUAUUACAGCUUGUAAAUGUUAUAGUUCUGAAUCCAGACCGUCAGUAUUCUGGUACUCAUGGAAAAUGUGUGCCAAAGUGUUUUUGCACCUUAAUCUAUCAUCAGAAUCUGAAUGAACACAUCGACCUUGUGUCACCUCUCAGAGACCUUAUCUCAUAUUGUAUCCGGUGUUGGUUGGUAUGCCGGUUGCAUUGACUAAGAAGCUCACAUUUCUGCCCUCUCAGUGCAACCAAAGAUCUGACUCUUUGAUUCAAAGUUAUCUAUAACUCUAUUUCCUUACAAACGUUGAACAUUAGAUGCAUUCAGUACGAGAUUUGAAAAGAUUAGGAUUUACAGAAGUCAUUCAAGACUGCUUCAAAUCCGAUCCAACCCGACCCGUUUCGCAUGGAUUAUGACGUGAAUGUUCUUCAGUCGAGCUCACAUUUAUUGUUCAACUGAGCUUUUUAGCUGCAAAGACUGCAUCGCACUGUUUAACUCACUGAUUGAGGGCCUUUUACACUGUGUUCAACCUUGUGAAGUCUUAAAAAUGUUACAUUCUUGUCAAAGUGUGGAGAUUUAUGUUACUAUGUUUUAUAUCCCAAAUCUCACACACGCCUCGGGCUCAUUUUCCUCCUUUAAUGUCUUUUACAAAGACCACAGCUCCUGUGUAACGGCCAAAUUCCACCAGAUCCGUGUCCGGUCCGUCUCUGAUCCGUCACAGCAACACAUCUGAUAGGUUUCUAUUCUAGUCAAUGUGUUAACUUCCACUGGAACCGCUCCAUUGCGUUCCGGCUCUGCACGACUCAUCAAUCCCCACAGAGCAGAUGGAGCGGGACAGGAAGUCAGGCACCAAAACAAAAUGAAAACAUCCGGUUAAUUUUCAGAAUAAAACACUCAUGUUUAGUAAUUACCGCGGGAAAACCUCGGUCACAUGACUCCAGCUGUCCGGCGGUCCGUGCAGCUCCGUGCUGCAUUCUGCAAACGCAAUCAGUGGGUGUUGAAGGACGAAAGAUCACAGAGCCGGACAGGACACAAAUCUGGUGGAAGCCCUGUGUAAGAGGUGUCAUCCCUCCUGCACACUGAUGCUGCUCUCUGCUUCAACAUGAAUGUGUUACUGUCCAAAUAUAUAGUUCAGCCUUACAGAAGGAUGAUCGCCUUUUAUGAACUGCUGUUUUGCUGUUUUGCCUGAGGUCAUAAAACGAGCAGCUGUGUUUACUGAGAGAGGAGUUUAGCAUGACAAACAGCAACUUUGAACUGAAGAGAGGCCGGAGGGCUGCAGAGAAGAUCAACAUGGUGAAGAGUGUGAAGGCAGAGUGCAUGUUGGAAUCAGCAUGAUGUCCAGUGUAUUUACUGAAUGAUACUGGACGCCUCUCUGUGAAGAACAACACACACACACACACACACACACACACACACACACACACACACACACACACACACACACACACACACACACACACACACACACACACACACACACACACACACACACAUUGGUUGUGCAGUUACUGUGUAAACAAAAAAGAAUAUGUACCAACCUGUUCUCACAUUCCAGUCAAUCCGAUCACUGACCAAAGUGUUGCUCAGUUGGUGUUUCUGCCUCUGAAGAGACAAAGUGCACUUGUAGUUUAUUUGUACAGAGAUCUUUUCUCCCUUUGUCUCGUGUCUUAGUGCUUCUUUAAUUCAUAUUGCAGAGUUCAUGGAGAUUAAACUCAUAGCUUGCAACAGAGUUCCACAAUGAAACCAAUAAAACCAAUAUUAAAGCUCU